AUGUGGUGGUUCCUAAUUGCACUUAUUGUCUUUGCACAGUGUGGCUCGUCUUCCUUUAACGAUUUAGAAGAAUCGUGGGAAAUAUCUGGUGGUAAUCCUUAUAAUGCUAUGCAAAAGGAUUCAUUUGGAACAAAGGUAAAUUAUCAUGGGAAUACUUCGAGUAUUUUAAAUCCAAACAAUAUUUAUGAAUGGACUCCAAUUACAAACGACUUAACUGCAGGUGAUAGGGACACGUUUGUGUUUGAUGUUAAUACGGGCAGUUCAGGAUUUGGUAUUGCUUCCACAUAUGAAAUUCUAAUUCUAUUGAGUGGAAACAUUUGUAAACAACCUUCCAAUACUAACGGUACUUCAUUGGGGGUUUUUUACUCAUUUAACGAAACUCUCUUUGGUGAUUUGGGCGUUGGUAAAUUUCAAUCAUUCGGAAAUGGAUAUCUACAAGCAUUGGCGAUUAGUCCUCUGGAGGCUAACAAUAAUAAUGCAACUUCCAAGUACAACAAUUUGUAUGUCGUGGUUACACCUGUUAAUGAAACUACAGGCCAACCCCUGCCAUCAUCCCCAGAGAAGGUAAACGGUGAGCGUUGGGAGUACAAAAUGAGUAUAUCUGAAAACGAUUUGGUUUAUCAAUGGGAUUCAAGGUCGUGGCUGGAUGUAUUGGAUACGGACCACACCUCAGCUCUUUUACUGACAGGUAACGUAAGUGCUGAUGCUGAAAAUCACUAUAAUUAUUCGAUCUACAAUCCGUCACUAUAUGACCUUUACGUCUAUUCUGACGAAGAAUCUGCAAAAUUGGAUAAAUCGACUAAUAUAUCUCUGUGUGCCAUGAUACAGGGUAAUUACUUAGUGUCAUCAGCGCAAUCACCGCCGAAGGAUGUUCAUCCGUUGGAAAGAACUGAAUUAGCAGUCUCUAGGUCAAUGGCUGAUAGAAGUGGUAGCGUUAGGGAACAAUUCUACGUUACAGGUUUAAAUGCAUCAACGGACUACGUCGCAUAUUUGACUAAAAAGAUUGGUAAGAAGGGGAAUUUAUCUCCAGAUGGUGGUGUGCUUUUCUCGAGGCAGCCGUUUCGAACCAAAUCUUCCAAUAACUGUUCAUUGGUUUUUGGGCUCGAUUUUUGCUCAGGUGUUGCUUACUCAGUACCGUCCUCAUCAAUUUCAGAUAAUAAGACUAUGUUGGCACAAACUUUUGAUCAUUACUCUCAGUCUCUUUUCCAAAACUUUAGCAAGGCACUACAAAUCGUACCAUGCGAAAUGGAAUUAGAUGCAAGAUAUUCACCUGUUCGAACCUGUCAAGACUGUUCCGAUUCCUAUAGAGAUUGGCUUUGCGCGGUUACGAUUCCUCGUUGUACUUUGGAUAAUCAAGAAUAUUAUAUUCGCAGGAAAAAAGAUGAUAAUAGAAAUCAAUUCAUCAAUGAAGAAAUUAAACCCAUGAGUGAUUACUAUGAAGUUCCGCCUUGCAUAGAGAUGUGUUACCAUAUGGUAAGAGACUGCCCCAGUGAUUUUGGAUUCGCAUGCCCUGAUAUAAAUAACCAAAAGGAUCUUUUCCACCGAAGCUAUAGCUAUUUUGACACAAAUAGUAUGGAAGACACAUGUAAUUAUAUCGGUAAUGCUACUGAUCUGUUCCUAACUGCAAAAAAUAAUUAA
Molecule: messenger RNA, 1638 nt
Organism: Zygosaccharomyces rouxii
Lineage: Eukaryota; Fungi; Ascomycota; Saccharomycetes; Saccharomycetales; Saccharomycetaceae
Gene: MID1
Product: Mid1p
Exons: 1
Coding region: 1-1638 (545 amino acids)
Biological process (GO): calcium ion import across plasma membrane
Molecular function (GO): calcium channel activity; protein binding
Source: RefSeq, a predicted model, not a curated record